Molecule: messenger RNA, 4421 nt
Organism: Melozone crissalis (California towhee)
Lineage: Eukaryota; Metazoa; Chordata; Aves; Passeriformes; Passerellidae
Gene: CYLD
Product: CYLD lysine 63 deubiquitinase
Exons: 17
Coding region: 232-3093 (953 amino acids)
Biological process (GO): protein K63-linked deubiquitination; regulation of mitotic cell cycle; regulation of intrinsic apoptotic signaling pathway
Cellular component (GO): cytosol
Molecular function (GO): cysteine-type deubiquitinase activity; K63-linked deubiquitinase activity
Source: RefSeq, a predicted model, not a curated record
GCCGGCGCGGCUCCCGGCGCCUGAGGCCCCGGGGCGGACCCGCGGGCGGGCGGGAGGCCCGGGCCGGGCAGGAGGAGGCUUCCUGCUCUGAUUGUGUUUCUUUGCAAAAUGAAUAUUGCAUUGUUUCAAAGAGAUUGGACCCUCCAGUAGAAUUUGAAAAGAUCACUGCACAUAAACCAAGAGCUUAUUUUUCUUGAAGACUUCUGUCCAGCUUUUAAAGUUCUAAUCACAAUGAAUUCAGGCUUAUGGAGUCAAGAAAAAGCAAGUUCAUCCUAUUGGGAAGAGAGGAUCUUUUACUUGCUUCUCCAGGAAUGCAGUGUCAUAGACAAGCAGACUCAAAAGCUCUUGAAAGUGCCCAAAGGUAGCAUUGGGCAGUUUUUUCAAGACCGUUCUUCUGUGGCACACUCCAGAAAUAUUCCAUGUAAAGGCAAGAAGCUGCAGAUUGGAUUAAAGAUUCUGGAACAGCCUCAUGCAAUCUUGUUUGUGGAUGAGAAGGAUGUUAUAGAAAUAAAUGAAAAACUAGCUGAGUUGCUUCUGGCUAUUACUAACUGUGAGGAAAGAUACAGUUUGUUUAAGAGCAAAAGCAGGUUAGCUAAAGGAGUGCAGAUAGAUAUUGGCUCUCCUGUCAGAGUGCAGCUGAGGUCAGGGGAUGAGAAAUAUCCUGGAGUCGUUCGCUUCAGGGGACCCUUAAUGCAAGAAAGGUCUCUCACAGGGAUAUACUUUGGAGUAGAGUUGCUGGAAGAAGGUCGUGGUCAGGGCUUUACUGAUGGACAGUACCAAGGCAAGCAGCUUUUCAGAUGUGAUGAGGAUUGUGGGGUUUUUGUUGCUUUGGACAAACUGGAGCUGGUGGAAGAUGAUGACAAUGAACUGGAAAGUGACUAUGCAGCUCCAGUUGACACAAUGCAGGUAGAACUUCCUCCUCUGGAGAUCAACUCCAGGGUUUCUCUGAAGAUAGGAGAGAGUAUAGAGUAUGGCACAGUUAUAUUCUGUGAUGUCUUACCAGGAAACGAAAGUUUAGGAUACGUUGUUGGAGUGGACAUGGAUAAUCCGAUUGGAAACUGGGAUGGAAGAUAUAAUGGAAUACAGCUGUGCAGUUUUGCAAGUGUUGAAAGUACACUUCUUUUGCAUAUCAAUGAUGUUAUUCCAGAGACUGUGUCACAGGACAGGAGACCUCCCAAGCUUGCUUAUACCUCAAGAAGUGGAGACAAAGGCUUGUUCAAUCAUAGUAAGCCAAAGGCUAUAGGAUCUACCUCUGAACCUGGAAAUAGAAGCAGAUCUGAAGUCUUCUACACAUUAAAUGGCUCAUCAGUUGACUCUCAGCCUCAAACUAAAACAAAGUCCCCAUGGUAUAUGGAUGAAGCUGCUGAAGACCCUUCAAAGUCACUUACUGAUUCAUCUUCUGGAUUUGGGCAUUCUUCACCACCACUGCAGCCACCUUUAACAAACUCUGUGUCUACAGAAAACAGAUUUCACUCCCUCCCCUUUAGCUUGACAAAAACAACAAGUACUAAUGGUACUAUGGGACAUAGUCCUCUCUCUUUAUCUGUUCAGUCUGUCAUGGGUGAUGUGAAUACUACAGCUACCCAGGAGAGUCCAUCAGCAGCAAGCCCAGUUGGAAACUCACACGGUCUUGAAGCAGGUUCCUUGGCUGAAGUUAAAGAAAAUCCUCCUUUCUAUGGAGUAAUCCGCUGGAUUGGCCAGCCCCCUGGAGUAAAUGAAGUGUUAGCAGGACUGGAACUGGAAGAUGAAUGUGCAGGCUGCACGGACGGGACAUUUAAAGGAACUCGCUACUUCACGUGUGCUCCAAAGAAAGCUCUUUUUGUAAAACUCAAAAGCUGCAGGCCAGACUCCAGGUUUGCCUCACUCCAGCCUGUUUCCAACCAGAUCGAGCGCUGCAACUCUCUAGCCUUUGGAGGUUACUUAAGUGAAGUGGUAGAAGAAAACACUCCUCCAAAAAUGGAAAAAGAAGGUUUAGAGACAAUGAUUGGAAAGAAGAAAGGUAUCCAGGGUCAUUACAACUCCUGUUACCUAGACUCCACCUUAUUCUGCCUGUUUUCUUUUAGCUCUGUUUUGGACACUGUGCUACUCAGACCUAAAGAAAUUAAUGAUGUAGAGUAUUAUAGUGAGACUCAGGAGCUGCUGAGGACAGAGAUUGUGAAUCCUCUGAGAAUAUACGGAUAUGUAUGUGCUACAAAAAUAAUGAAACUGAGGAAAAUACUUGAAAAAGUUGAGGCUGCAUCAGGAUUCACUUCAGAGGAAAAAGAUCCGGAAGAAUUUUUGAAUAUUUUAUUUCACCAUAUUCUGAGAGUUGAGCCACUGUUGAAAAUAAGAUCAGCUGGUCAGAAAGUACAAGACUGUUACUUCUAUCAAAUUUUUAUGGACAAAAAUGAGAAAGUUGGAGUCCCAACAAUUCAGCAGUUACUGGAGUGGUCAUUCAUCAACAGCAACUUGAAGUUUGCAGAGGCACCCUCUUGCCUGAUUAUCCAGAUGCCCCGGUUUGGAAAAGACUUCAAAAUGUUCAAUAAAAUUUUUCCAUCCUUGGAAUUGAAUAUAACAGACUUACUUGAAGACACUCCCAGGCAGUGCCGUAUCUGCAGAGGGCUCGCUAUGUACGAGUGCAGGGAGUGUUAUGAAGACACUGAUAUUUCUGCUGGCAAAAUCAAGCAGUUCUGCAAAACAUGCAAUACACAGGUUCAUCUCCACCCCAAGAGACAGAGUCACAAAUUCAACCCGCUGUCGCUUCCGAAGGACCUGCCGGACUGGGACUGGCGGCACGGCUGCAUCCCCUCGCAGAAGAUGGAGCUGUUUGCGGUGCUGUGCAUCGAGACCAGCCACUACGUGGCCUUUGUCAAGUACGGCCGCGACGACUCCGCCUGGCUCUUCUUCGACAGCAUGGCAGACCGGGAUGGAGGUCAGAAUGGCUUUAACAUUCCACAAGUUACCCCAUGUCCAGAAGUUGGUGAAUACCUGAAGAUGUCUCUAGAGGAAUUGCACUCGCUGGAUUCCCGGAAAAUCCAAGGCUGUGCACGAAGACUGCUUUGUGAUGCUUACAUGUGCAUGUAUCAAAGUCCAACAAUGAGUUUAUACAAAUGAACCAGGAUCUCUGCAGAACUGAGGAGACAGUACAGAGUCACCCACUCUUGGGUUUGCUGCAGUUUUGGGUAGUUCAAUGCAACCGUUGCUGGCAAUGGAAGAAGUUGACUAUGACAUCCAGAGGAUUUACUGUUCCAAAAACUACAUAUGGAGUUCUGUCACUGAAGUAUUUAAGCAUUUUGCACUCUAGGAAGUGUGCUUGUGUGUGUUUGUUUUAUAAACAAAGUUAAGUUACUAAAACUUAAAAGCUUUAAGUGCAUUGAUGAUACACAGGCUUUUUUAAAAUGUUAAAGGUGGAAUUAUAUCAGGAGAAAUCUCCUUAGUCCAUUGGAAAUGUAAGGGUACAGUAUUCUAGCUCAGUGCAUUUCUGUAGACAGGGAUGAUGAUUCUCAUUUGUUUCUCUACACCCACCCUUUCUCCUCACCCUUGAUCUUUUUAGCACCAUAGAUUCUCUCUCAAAGAGAGAAUAACUUCAGUUUGAGUAAAUUUUAGACUGCUCAUUGCGUAUUAUGUUCUUAUCUACUACAUUCUUUUCAGUUCUAAAAAUUAACAUUCAUUUAAAGAUCUGAAUCCCUGUCUUGCAAAAAUCAAGCACACAGACUUGCUGUGUUGUUAACUUGCAUUUUUGGAGGGGAAAGAGAGGAAAAGAAGAAGGCAUUAAGGGGAAGCAUAAUUGCUAAAAUAUAAAAUUAACAAUGAAAAUUAACAGAUGUCUUUUUCUAAGUGUCUAUUUUUAAAGAAACAAAGCAGUCUGGAACAGAACAGCAACUGUACACAAAUGAUUCCAGGACAAAACAAUAAAAUCAUGGAUUGCCUCAGGGAAUGUUACUGAAGUGAAUUCUAGUCCUUGGUAAAUAGAACUGAAUUUUCUACAGUACAUUAAGCUACUGCCUGGGAAUGUUACACAUCUGACUCUUCAUUUCAGGAUUAGUAAUAUUAUAAAGAGAAUAUUAAAAAUCUCUGCUUGGAAAGAUGAAACUAUACAUAAAGGUAGAUCACAGUUUUACUGUAUACCAAGUACCUGAUGAAAACUAACUUGAAAAGCUGCAAAACCUGUGUUUAUGUAAAGUAUUAUACUUUGAAGUCUGUUGGUUCCUGUUUGCAAUGACAUACUGUUGUUUUAGUUGCCUUUUAGCUACUUCUGUCUACACUACUGGCAAACAUGCAACUAUAUAUAUACAGUAACAUCUGGUCGUACAAAUUGCAUCUAUAUGAACUGUACAUUUUCAACUCUUAAACUGUUUUAUAUGGAAACUUCCUUUUUGGGAUCAGGUCUAUAGAAGGGAAGAGAUAACAAAUUUAACAGAGCAAAAGCCACAUUGAAAAAG